Messenger RNA from Morus notabilis, 3411 nucleotides. RefSeq names its product leucine-rich repeat receptor-like protein kinase PEPR1. The record is from RefSeq and is a predicted model, not a curated record. Gene Ontology annotation, molecular function: ATP binding; protein binding; protein kinase activity. Bases 1 to 3411 code for a protein of 1136 amino acids. The transcript is spliced from 2 exons. Lineage: Eukaryota; Viridiplantae; Streptophyta; Magnoliopsida; Rosales; Moraceae. Gene Ontology annotation, biological process: protein phosphorylation.
AUGUUUCUGCUAAGCUCAUUUGGUGUUGUUAGCUUCUCUUUUCUAUUCUUCCUUGCUUUGGCUUUCUCAAUAACAUUGCCUCAACCAGCCCUUUACCUAAUACAAUUCCACAACAGCCUUCCCAACAACUCUCAAAAUCUCUUGCCAUGGAAGCUCUCAAACUCACCAAUAUCACCUUCUUCUCACUGCCAAUGGGAUGGAGUUUCUUGCUACUCAAGCAAGACUGGCUUUCAAGUCAAGGCUUUGAAUCUCUCGGGAUUUGGACUCUCUGGUGUUUUAAACAACUCGAUUUCAUAUAUUUGUCACAACAAACGUUUGCUCUCUCUUGAUCUAAGUGGCAACAAUUUCAGUGGUGGAGUUCCUCAGAUGCUUGGAAACUGUGGCAAGAUCAAAACUCUUCUACUAAACGACAACAUCUUUGAAGGGUCAAUUCCUCCUGAGCUUUUCCUAUCCAAGAACUUGUCAAGGCUUGACUUGGGCUAUAAUUCUCUUUCUGGUAAUAUACCUGCUGAGGUAAGCUUCAGUGUUAGCCUUGAAUACAUUGGAUUGCACAACAAUUACUUCAAUGGACAGGUCCCAAGUGAGAUGUUUUCACUGCCAAAUUUGAAAUACUUGUAUCUAAACACUAAUAACUUUACUGGGUCUCUACCAGAUUUUCCACCUUCUUGUGCAAUAUCUGAUCUUUGGAUUCAUGAGAAUUCAUUCUCUGGAUCUUUGCCAAUUACUCUUAGCAGUUGCCAAAACCUUACUUCUUUUGUAGCAUCUCAUAACAAUUUGGGAGGGGUUAUUCCGCAAGAGAGUUUCAAAGAUCUUUUGAAACUUGAAGUUUUAUAUCUUGAUGAGAACAAUUUAGAGGGUGAAAUCCCAGAGAGUUUGUGGCGUCUUAGGAAUUUGGAGGAGUUUGUUCUAUCUGGAAACAAGCUUAAUGGGACUCUGUCUGAGAGCAUUUCCAAGUGUCUUGAGCUAACUAUAGUGGCUCUCUCAGCUAAUAAGCUGGUGGGGCAGAUUCCUCAUUCAAUUGGAGCUCUCAAAGAUUUGAAGAGUUUGUUUUUGUUUGAUAACAUGAUCAAUGGCUCUUUACCUCCUGAGCUUGGAAAUUGUAGUUCACUUACUGAACUUAGGCUUCAAAACAACUUCAUUGGAGGUGUAAUCCCAACAGAAAUUUGCAAUCUUGAAAAGCUUGAGGUUCUUUUUCUGUUCAACAACCGUUUGGAAGGCCGCAUUCCGGAGAACAUAUGGGAUUUGAGGAGCCUUGUGGAGUUGGCUCUUUAUAACAACAGCUUGAUUGGUGAAAUCCCAACUGAAAUAAGCGGUUUGAAGAAGCUCACUUUCUUGUCUCUGGCUCACAACAGUAUCAGUGGAGAAGUGCCAUCUGAUCUUGGGAGAUACAACUCUCCUGGACUAGUUAAACUUGAUUUGACCGGUAAUUUGCUAUCUGGACCAAUCCCUUCUGGUCUAUGUACGGGCAAUAGUCUUUCGGUUUUGACCCUUGGAAGUAACCGCUUCAACGGCAGUUUCCCAGGAGAAAUUGGAACAUGUUCAUCACUCAAGAGGGUGAUUCUUAGCAACAAUCUUCUUCAAGGGACUAUACCAGCUGAUUUGAACCAGAACGCGGGAAUUUCUUUCUUACAAGUUCAUGAUAACUUGCUUGAAGGAAUGAUACCCCCGGUAUUUGGUUUUUGGAGGAAUCUCACAAUGCUCGACUUUUCUGGAAACAGAUUAUCCGGUUCGUUGCCUCUCGAGCUUGGAAAGCUUCAGAAUAUUCAGAUUCUCAGACUUUCUUCUAACAGGCUAACAGGGAUCAUCCCCACUGAGCUUGGCUAUUGCAAAAAAAUGAUCAAACUGGACCUUAGCAAGAAUUAUCUUUCAGGGAAAAUUCCUUCAGAACUCACAUCAUUGACAAAGUUGCAAAGUCUACUCCUUCAAGAGAACAGACUUACCGGUCCUAUUCCCGACACUUUCUCUUCUCUCCACAGCCUCAUUGAGCUGCAGCUAAGUGGCAACAUGCUUGAAGGCUCUAUUCCUUGUAGCUUCACUAAACUUCACCACUUUAGUUCAAUGCUAAAUUUGAGCUACAAUGAACUCUCUGGUAAAAUCCCAGACUGCCUUGGAAACCUAGACAAACUACAAGUUCUUGACCUCUCAAGCAACAAUUUCUCCGGCGAGUUGCCUAGUGAACUGAACAGCAUGAUCUCCCUUAUCUUUGUCAACAUAUCCUUCAAUCAACUCUCUGGAAAACUCCCUUCUUCUUGGAUGAAAUUGGUUGCUUCAUAUCCAGGUUCUUUCCUUGGCAACCAAGAACUCUGCUUGCUAGGCAAUGAGGCUACUAAAUUCUGUCAGAUUGAGGAGGCUAGAGACAACCCAAAAAGAGGCCGAAUCUUGCCUGGUGUGGUUAUUGGCGUGGUAAUCUCGGUGACACUUCUUUGUAUUUUUGUUUAUGCAUUAGUGGUUCGAGGCCUAGAAAAGAAACAUAACCACGACGAUUCUCUCCUACCCGAGUGUCAACCGAAAACCGAGUUUUUACCUAAAGAUUUGAAGCUCGAAGACAUAGUGCGCGAAACUGAAGGAUGGAAUGACAAGUAUGUCAUCGGCAGAGGAAAACAUGGAACAGUUUACAGGACACAAUCCAUGAACUCAAGAAAACAUUGGGCAGUGAAGAAGGUGAACUUGUCCGAUAGAAACUUUGGGAUUGAGACUAGAACUCUGAGUUUGGUUAGGCACCGGAAUGUGGUGAGAAUGGAAGGGUAUUGCAUCAAAGAUGGUUAUGGUUGUAUCUUGACAGAAUACAUGCCUGGAGGGACUCUCUUUGAUGUGCUGCACAGGAGUGAAUCACGUUUACUUCUAGACUGGGGCACCCGAUAUCGCAUUGCCGUAGGCAUCGCACAAGGCCUUUGUUACCUUCACCAUGAUUGUGUCCCACAAAUCAUUCACAGAGAUGUAAAAUCAGAUAACGUUUUCUUGGACUCUGAGUUGGAACCAAAGCUUGGAGAUUUUGGGACAGCAAGGAUAUUGGCCAAUGGUUCUGAGGAUACAAGCUCCGCUAGAUCAACAAUUGUAGGAACACUGGGCUAUAUUGCACCAGAAAAUGCAUAUACGACCCGGGUGACGGAGAAAUGUGAUGUGUACAGCUACGGGGUUAUCCUGCUAGAGCUUCUAUGCAGGAAAAUGGCUGUUGAUCCGAGCUUUGAAGGAGUUGAUCUUGUCACAUGGACGAGGACGAGUCUAGAUGAAAACAGUGACUGCAGUUGCUUGUUCGAUGAGGAAAUUAAUUACUGGGAUGGAAAUGAACAACACAAGGCACUGAGGUUGCUGGAUCUGGCGCUUGAAUGCACAGAAACAACGCCUGCUAUAAGACCCUCCAUGAGAGAUGUUGUAGGGUUCCUUAUCAAGUUGAAUGAUAUGCAUGGAUGA